ACCAACCAUUGCCUCAUUGUAGUUUUUCUUGUUUAUUUCUGAGUUCCAUGGCGGUGGAUCACAUUAUCCAACAACAGAAGAAGAAACAGCUAAAGAGGUUUCAUUGUCCAAAAAAUUCACAGAAGAAAACUUCUUGAUCUACAUCUUCACACAUUCCCUCUAACCAUGUGUGUCCUAUAGAGAGAAAUUAGAAACUCCUUCUUUCCCACAUUCAGCAUUUUACAAUUUUUUUUUUUUCAUUUUUUCUCACAUUCCCGAGAAAAAGAAGAUCCGAAACGGCCGAGUUUCUAAUGAUAAAUGUUAAUUAUUCUUCACCCUUCUUGUAAGAAGAAGCUUUUCAUUUGCAUUCCUGAAGCUCUCUCUUUCACAAUCUUCAAGAUUUGAUUUUUCUCCCAUGCAUGCGGCUAAAUCGCAAUUUUUUCUCGACCCUUUUGAAUUUCCCGUCUCAAUUUCAUGCACCCGUCUCACAUUGCUUGUAAUUUCUCCUGCUUUCCAUGACUGAGAUCUAGGGUUUCACUCUAUGCUCCUUCCUCAUUCUGCCAUUCAAGCAGAAACCAUUGAUUUUCGUGCCACAUUGAUUUGUCUUCUUUAAUGGGUUUCGUCUAAAGUUUUCAAAUUUACCGUUUUUACCUUCCGGGUCGCCAUGCUGAAGCAAUUCCUCAGCAGACUCCCCCGCAAGACACCGAAAUCCGACUCGGACGAGUCAUGCCGAGCCGACUCGUCGCGCUCGGACGAUUCCCCACGCGCCGCCGGCAGACACAAUCGCACGCACGGCGUCGCGGCCGCUUCGAACGCUGCGAAACGGACAUCCUCGUCUGCGGUCUUUCCGGCGAGCACGGUGUCGGUGAUAGAACCUCUGGUGCCCUUCAAGGAUGUUCCAAGCUCGGAAAAGAUGAACCUUUUCGUGAGCAAGCUGAGUCUGUGUUGCGUGUCGUUCGAUUUCACGGACCCUGGUAAGGACACGGUGGAGAAAGAGGUGAAGAGAAGAACCCUUGUUGAACUUGUUGAUUUUGUUUCCUCUUGUGGGUCCACGAGGUUCGGUGAACCUGCUAUUCUCGCUGUGUGUAGAAUGUGUGCUAUUAAUCUCUUUCGCGUUUUCCCGCCAAAUUAUAGGUCCAAUCGUGGUGGUGAGAAUGAUGAUGAUGAGCCAUCCUUUGAUCCCGCUUGGCCUCAUUUGCAGCUCGUGUAUGAUUUGCUGCUCAAGUUUAUAACCUCUAACUGUCUUGAUGCUAAGGUGGCCAAGAAGUACAUCGACCAUUCUUUUAUCUUGAGGUUGUUGGAGUUGUUUGAUUCGGAAGAUCCUAGGGAGAGGGACUGCUUGAAGACCAUUAUGCAUAGGGUUUAUGGCAAGUUCAUGGUGCAUAGACCCUACAUAAGGAAAUCCAUUAACAACGUGUUUUUUAAGUUUGUGUUUGAGACUGAGAGGCACAAUGGGAUUGCUGAGUUGUUGGAGAUUUUUGGGAGCAUAAUUAGCGGGUUUGCUUUGCCUUUGAAGGAGGAGCACAAGAUCUUCUUGUGGAGGGUUUUGAUCCCUUUGCACAAGCCCAAAUCUAUGGGGGUGUACUUCCAGCAGUUGUCUUACUGCGUUACACAGUUCGUGGAGAAGGAGCCUAAGUUGGCGAGCAUUGUCAUCAGGGGAUUGUUGAAGUAUUGGCCGAUAACGAAUAGUCAGAAAGAGGUGAUGUUCCUGGGUGAACUGGAAGAAAUUUUGGAAACAAUUAACAUGGUAGAGUUCCAGAGGGUCAUGGUACCGUUGUUUUGGCGGAUUGGAUGCUGCAUUAACAGUAUGCACUUUCAGGUAGCUGAAAGAGCCCUUUUCUUAUGGAACAAUGAUCAUAUUGUGAAUUUGAUUGCUCACAACCGACAAGUGAUCCUGCCAAUCAUGUUUCCAGCCUUAGAGAAGAAUUCUCAAGGCCACUGGAGCCAAGCAGUGAUGAACCUAACUCAUAAUGUUAGAAAAAUGUUUGCAGAGAUGGAUGAGAAGCUAUUCCUGGCUUGUCAUUCUCAGUUUAAGGAAGAAGAAGCACUGCUAAACGCAGCUGCAGAGAAGCGGAAGGAAGCAUGGAAACAACUAGAACAUGCAGCCAGUCUUCAGCCUGUGAUUGGAAAUACUCCAGUUUUAGUGUCUACAAUUUGAUAACCUGUAACUUAUGUAUGCAUGUAUCUAUGUCAGAAAUUCAAUCCCUAUCCCUUUCAUCCUGAUAUGGUGGAAAAAAACCGCUAGAAAAGUGGUAAAUGGCUGUUAUCUUUAAGGUUCCUACAUGCAUUUGAUGCUUCUGGCAGCCAGAUGUUGUACCUUGUAAAAUGCUUUUGAUUGCCACUGUAUGGUAGUAACUUAUCUGCCUCCUUCUGAUAAGUGAUGUGAAGGACUCUAUGCAGUGGAUCAAACCAAUUUCUGUAUAAGCCUAUUUCCAAAA
This is a messenger RNA of Vigna unguiculata (cowpea), 2417 nucleotides long. Its product is annotated as serine/threonine protein phosphatase 2A 57 kDa regulatory subunit B' kappa isoform-like. Gene Ontology annotation, cellular component: protein phosphatase type 2A complex. NCBI's taxonomy places the organism in Eukaryota, Viridiplantae, Streptophyta, Magnoliopsida, Fabales, Fabaceae. Gene Ontology annotation, molecular function: protein phosphatase regulator activity. The record is from RefSeq and is a predicted model, not a curated record. Gene Ontology annotation, biological process: signal transduction.